AUGACCAUAUCCGCGUUGGCAGACGAGACGGUUCGCCAACUGGGUUCUCCGACAGCCAUCACCACAGCUGUAGACCUGGUCAAGGAGCUCCUAGAGAAUGCAAUCGAUGCCGAUGCCACGUCGGUCGAGAUUCGUGUUUCGCCAAACACCGUCGACAGGAUUGACGUACGAGAUAACGGCACCGGUAUUUGCCAGGACGACUGGAAUUCCCUCGGACGUCCGGCCCAUACCAGCAAGAUUGCCUCACUCGAGGACCUUCGGAACCUCGGAGGCAACACACUCGGCUUCCGGGGUCAGGCUCUGGCAAGUGCAAAUAUGCUCGGGAAGGUCAAUGUCAUCACGAGGACCGCUGAGGACUCGACCGCGAUGUUGUUGAAGCUUUUCUUCGGUACAGGUGGCGUGGAGAGCCAGCAGUGUGCUUCUGCUCCAGUGGGCACAACUGUGAGCGUCAGGGGCCUCUUCAACUGCCUUCCUGUUCGUGAGCAGAUAACCAUCAAGGAAGCUUCGAAGAACAUCGCGAGGAUUAAGCAGCUGCUCUUCACAUAUGCACUAGCCAGACCGCAGCUUCGUUUAUCUUUCAAGAUCCUGGGGGAGGAAAAUCGGCAGUCAUGGACCUACUCUCCACGCCCGCAGGCCACGGUCAAAGAAGCCGUCAUUCAGAUAUUCGGCGCGGAACUCAUGUCUCGGUGCCUUAUCCACACAGCCUGCAGUAACCCAGAUGGCAAAGACGAUACGCCUGGACACGGGAAGGACAAGUUGGCGAUCGAGGCUGUAUUGCCGAGGCUAGGCUCAGAUUAUUCCAAGAUCUCGAAAGGGUCUUUUUUUUCUGUCGACUCUCGCCCCUUGUCGACUGAGCGAGGCACCAUGAAGAAGCUGCUUGCAGUGUUCACAAGCCAUUUCUCGAAUUCCAUGGACAGGGCCCACGUCCACAAGCCGCUGAGAAACCCGUUCAUCUGUGUCAACAUCAAGUGCUCUUCUGGAAGCUAUGAUGCCAACAUUGAACCAUCGAAGAAUGAAGCCCUGUUCGCAAAUGAGUCUGAGUUGAUAGACUUGUUUGGAUGCCUCUGCUCUGAUGUGUAUCAGGAAGAAGUGUCG
Cryphonectria parasitica EP155 is the source of this 1095-nucleotide messenger RNA. RefSeq lists its product as uncharacterized. Gene Ontology annotation, biological process: mismatch repair. Gene Ontology annotation, cellular component: MutLalpha complex. The transcript has a single exon. NCBI's taxonomy places the organism in Eukaryota, Fungi, Ascomycota, Sordariomycetes, Diaporthales, Cryphonectriaceae. The annotation marks the transcript as partial. Gene Ontology annotation, molecular function: ATP-dependent DNA damage sensor activity; mismatched DNA binding; ATP binding. The record is from RefSeq and is a predicted model, not a curated record.